Messenger RNA from Episyrphus balteatus (marmalade hoverfly), 2851 nucleotides. RefSeq lists its product as uncharacterized. Bases 286 to 1989 code for a protein of 567 amino acids. The record is from RefSeq and is a predicted model, not a curated record. NCBI's taxonomy places the organism in Eukaryota, Metazoa, Arthropoda, Insecta, Diptera, Syrphidae. The transcript is spliced from 3 exons.
UUAUUCACGUUAACAAAAAUUAAAUCAAACAUAACUUAGGAAAUUUUUUAAGAUUAUCUUCACAAAAGAAAAAUUAAAACAUAUAUUUUUGAAAAUUUUCUAUACCACCCUAUGUACAGAGUGUGUCACAAAUUAUAAUGAAACAUUUAUUUCCAAGUAAGUAGUUGUUAUUAAAUCAGUAAAUGUCUUUUAGUUUUAAAAGCUUUGAAAUGUUUGAUAUUUUCGGAAACAACAGACUAUUGUUAAGAAAAUUGAAGUUAAAAUCAGUGUUCAACUUGGAGGAAUAUGAAGUGGUUCCUUGUGGUUUACCUUCUAACUCAAUUGGAUACUUCGGUGACUCAAACUUUGUCGGAUUCUAUCUCAUCGGUGUCAUCAGAAAAUAUUUCGAAAUGUUUAAUAAAAAUUUUGAAUCAAAUAAAAAAUGAAUCAGAAAUACCUUCUACUCAGAACAUUGCAAUUCACAUAGAAACGAAAUCAAAGCAAAGUAGGGAUAAUUUUGACCAUGUUCUCAAUAAUUUCAUAUCCAAAAGCAAUGAUUUUUCGGUUGUUUUGAAUGCCAAAGAAAUUGUUUCAAAUAAAAUGCAGUUACAAUUGUAUUUCGUAGAUUCAUAUGAAUCUUUCCAAAUUCUAAUGGAUGACGAAUCUAUUCAACAUCAAUAUUUUUUAAUAACUUUGCUUGCUAAAAAUCAAGAUUCAAUAAUUGAUGAAAUGUUUAAGUAUUCCUUAGAUCGAAUGCUUACAAAUCUCAAUGUCUUAAUUGAUGUUGGAGGCAUCAUUAAAGUCUACACAUAUUUUCCGUUCAAUGAAAAGAAAUGCCGAGAUUCGAGUUUAAAAAUUCAUAAUAUUUUUAAAAACGGAAACUUUCUAUGGCGAAAAUUAAUAUUUCCAUCAAAAUUAAAAAAUCUUUGGCAAUGUCCUUUGAAUAUUGUAUUCUUGGAUUCUUCUGUUGCUACUCAAAAUCUUGUUGCAAUUGAUCGUGAUAUUUCAAAUAUUUUUUCUCGAGUUAUGAACUUUUCAAUUGUAUUACCAAACGAGUUUCUAAUAUCGAAUGAAUCACCAAAAUAUUUCCGCCUUUUGAAAGAAUACAAAGCUGAUUUAUUGACUGGAGGUGCAUUUUGUACAAAAGAAGACCUUGAAUUAUAUUCAUCGACUUUUCCGUAUUUAUCGGUACCUGUGUUUAUAGUAAUAAAAAGGCCUAAAAAUGUCACUUAUCUGAGGACCCUUCUAUACCCCUUUGAUCGGUAUACAUGGCUGAUUAUUAUUGAAUUGCUGAUUGGACAACAAAUUGUUAAACAUUUCUGCAAAAAUAUCGAACUUUUUGGCAAAAAAUUCACAAAACGUCCUUAUAUUAUCGUCUGGCUAUUGGGUUUCAUAGUUAUUCGAAGUGCCUACGAAGGUUUGAUUUUUAAAAGUCUCAAACUCAAACCUGUUCAUAUUUUACCUCAAAAUAUUGAAGAAGCCAUAAAUGAUGGUUAUAAAUUUAUUACCAAUUCAGCGUCUUAUCGCUUUUUGAAGUAUGUUCCAGAAUUAGAAAAUAACACAAUCUACUUGAACACUGACAAAAUGCAAGCUAUUGAAAUAUUUGUCAAAAGUAAUAAAAAGUUGGCAAUAAUUAUGGGCGAUCACUUUGCCUAUGUAUUCAAAAAUAUAACAGCUAAUUACGAUGAAGAAUAUUUUGUGUUUAAAGAGCCAGUAUUUAUUUUAAAUACUUGCAUAUAUUUCCCAAAAACAUCAUCUUUAAAAGAUGAAUUUCAAAAUCGAUUUAUGCAAAUAUUCGUACAUGGACAUCUCGGACAUAUUUCAAGAGGUUAUUCAUUAAAAGAGUUGUCGAAAAAGGUCAAAGUAAAACAUGAGGUUAAAGAAAUAUCGUUAAAGCAUGUAAAAGGAAUACUUUAUUGGUUUGCUGUGCUCUGUGGUUUGAAUAGUUUUGUAUUUGUUUUAGAAUUGCUAUCGUUAAAAAUUUUGAAAAUGAAUUUUUUUUUUAAAUAAAUAUUUUAAAUUUGUAAAAAAUUGUUUUGUGUUUUGAUUUUGUUUGUUUUUUAUCUGCUUUCAUUUUUGUACAAACAAUAACUCGAUUCAUCCAAAAUAAUUCCAUGGCCUCCAUAAAUUCGUAGCUCCUAUUCUAAUGUUACAUUAUUAAGUCGGGAAGCACUUUAAAGAUUGAUUUUUAGCAUAUUAUUUUCAACUCAAAUAGUAAAGAAAAAACAAGCUUUCAUCGAUGUGUUCUUAUAGACUCUUUAGCUUAGAUAGGACCGUGGAAAAAAUCGCCAAGGACUGCGGAUAAAACCACAAAACAGGGCGACUUACCACGAAAAAACGUGGAUUACCGCGAAUGAUAGGAGAAAGCCCUGUUUAAAUACACGAUUGACCGCGGAAAUCUGCGAUUGACAGCGAAGGACCGCUGAAAAAAUACGAAACACUGCAGCUAAUUACCGCGAAAAAAAAGCGGUCCUUCGCGGUUUUUUCAUGAUCAUUCGUGCUGUUCCACGUUUUUUCCGCGGUCAUUCAUGGAAGAAAAUUUAAUCGAUUCUCAUCCAAACUAAGAAAUUUAAACAUAUACUUGAAAUACUAAAACUAUUUUUGUUAAAAGAUAAAAAUUAAAAAAGUUGUUGUAAAUUAUAUCAGCUCGAAAUUGCUCCUCAGAAUUCUGCCGGUCAAUUCAAAUAUUUUAAAACAUAAGUAACAAAUUAUGAAAGUGUUAAUAGUCAAGUACAGAAAAAAUGUUCGUUUUUCUAGGAGUUCAAAAUAAUUCCAUUUCAAAAUUCUUGUUUAGUUAGGGAAAUAUUGAUACACAAAUAUACUAAGAGCACUUAUGACAAGUUAAAGGGGUACUUUUGUUUUUUUUUUUAUU